Molecule: messenger RNA, 513 nt
Organism: Papaver somniferum (opium poppy)
Lineage: Eukaryota; Viridiplantae; Streptophyta; Magnoliopsida; Ranunculales; Papaveraceae
Product: NDR1/HIN1-like protein 10
Exons: 1
Coding region: 1-513 (170 amino acids)
Biological process (GO): defense response to other organism
Source: RefSeq, a predicted model, not a curated record
AUGAAGUUUCAUGUCAAUGAUGCUUCAUUAACAGAAUUUUACUUAACCAAUGAUGAUAUACUUCAUUACAAUCUCGCAGUCAACAUCUCUGUCAGGAACAGUAACAAAAUUGAGCGUAUAUUCUAUAAUGAAAUCCGCUUGAAAACUUACUGUUACAGUAAUGAUCUGGCAUUGGAUUCUUUGAUGUCUUUCCGGCAAGGAAGUGAGAGCACAACAUUACUUCAUCCUGUAUUUCAGGGACAAACCUCCUUCAAACUACGGGGUUCUCGCCUUAGGGAUUUUAAUCAUGAUCAGAGGGAUGGAAGUUAUAGUAUUUAUUUGGUUAUGUACCUUAGAAUCCAAAUGAAGCAUGCUGGUGGUGGAAAGAGCGAGCAAGAUUAUUUCAAAGUUAAAUGUGGAUUAAUGAGACUUCAUUUGUUGGGUUCUUCAUCUACUUCAAAUAAUCAAUCAGGAAUCGGAGGCUUAUUUCAGACAAGGAGGUGCAAACUAUCUGACGAUGAAACUAAGUUUUGA